Molecule: messenger RNA, 1392 nt
Organism: Lodderomyces parapsilosis
Lineage: Eukaryota; Fungi; Ascomycota; Pichiomycetes; Serinales; Debaryomycetaceae
Gene: SCW11
Product: putative glucan endo-1,3-beta-D-glucosidase
Exons: 1
Coding region: 1-1392 (463 amino acids)
Biological process (GO): cell wall organization
Cellular component (GO): extracellular region; cell surface; fungal-type cell wall
Molecular function (GO): 1,3-beta-glucanosyltransferase activity; glucan endo-1,3-beta-D-glucosidase activity
Source: RefSeq, a predicted model, not a curated record
AUGUUUGCAAUUCUAUUUACAUUCUUUCUUUUCAAUCUCAUAUCAGCUGCCCCAAUCCCAGCUAUAAUAACAAGAUAUCAUACUGCUGCUCCCGUCACUCAGGUCGUCACACAAACAACAGGAACAACUACUGUAUGGUUACCUCCUGUCGGAAUAUAUGUUUUGGCUGAUGGAAGUUCAUCAACAAGCACAGUUUGGAGUGGUCAAUGGAAUACUUAUCCAGCUACAUUCACUUCAGUCUUGACUCCAGAUAAUGCAAACACUCAGCCAGAUGCUCAACCAACUACUGCUGCUGACACAACUCCAACCCCAGCUACUACUACUGCUGCCGCUGAAACCACUGCUAAUACUCAACCAACUAAUGAACAAAAUGGUGAGACUACUCCAGCUGCCACUACUGCUCAACCUGAAACUACAUCAACUGCAGCACCUGAACAACAAACUAAUCAACAAACUACUGAGCAAGACCAACCAACUACUGAGCAAAACCAACAAACUCAACAAACCUCAUCAACUACCUCAUCCAAUGACACACCAUCUUCAAGCUCAUCAUCAACAUCCGAAACCAGCAGUAGCAGCGAAUCGUCAGGUAGCCUUUCACCACCCUCAACAAUUGUCUACUCGCCAUAUGCAGACGAUAGAAGCUGUAAAUCAUCAGACGAAAUCAACUCUGACUUGCAAUUGAUCUACAACAAAGGAAUUAAGCAAAUAAGAUCAUACGGUACCGAUUGCGGCUCAUUGAGCACCGUUUUGUCCAAAUGUAACCAACUUGGGAUCAAAGUCAACCAAGGUGUAUGGGUUUCACAAGAUGGCGUUGAUUCGGCUGAUGAUCAAAUUGAUCAGGUUAUCGAAUAUGGUCAACAAAAUGGCUGGGAUAUCUUUAACUUAUUUACAUUCGGUAACGAAGCCAUCAAUUCGAAAUACGUUGAUGUCGAUUCAUUAAUGACAAAAUUGGAUUCAGUUAGGACCAAAAUGAGAAACGCCGGGUACAAUGGACCCGUAACCACUGCUGAACCACCAGCUACGUACAUCAAUUAUCCUCAAUUGUGCACUGACACCAGUAUGGAUAUUGUUGCCAUUAACCCCCACUCAUACUUCAAUGAAGGAAUUAGCCCCGAUAAGGCUGGUGAUUAUGUCACCACACAACAAUCACAAGUUGCCAAAUUGUGCAAGGGUAAACUGGUGUGGAUUACCGAAACGGGGUAUCCAUCACAAGGAGCAACUUUGGGGUUGAAUGUGCCUUCACCCAAAAACCAAGAAAUUGCCAUCAAGUCGAUAUUGGAUUCUACAGGUGGUGACGUUACUAUUUUGACCACGUAUAAUGAUUUUUGGAAAGACCCUGGUCCAUAUGGAAUUGAGCAAUAUUUCGGUACUAUUAAUUUGUUCAGCUAG